CAUUCACACAACGGCCUAAGAGGCGAUGGACCUCUUUAUGACAGACGACGCUGCCGCACGCGGCAAGUACUCGCUGCGAGAUCGCGAAUCCGUCCAUGCGUACGCCACAGCAAACCAAUACCCCCGUGUGCACUUUAUGCUGUGUCUUUGUGGUGCUCUCAUGAUCUUGUACUUGUGCUGGAGGGUAAUUCGAGUCAUCGCGUCACCGUUUGAUUCUGAAGUCAAAGCAGCGAUUGUCGCAACAGACAAUUCCCACUGUGCGGACGAGUCGUGGAUGCGAUGGUAUUUGACGUGGACGACUUCGAUGUUGCCGCAAUGUGUCCUCGACGUGGUUGGUAUGCCGCCGGCUAUGACUCUGUCCUUGCCAUCCCACCGCCAGUACUCUCGCCAUUAUCCUCACAAGACCCGUGGCUUGUCGCUGAACUCGAUUCCGGAAGACACUGUUUUCGCGGACAGUGACGUACCGUUUGUGGAUACAAGGCACGGAGACUCGUCCCGAUGCCAUUAUCCGUGGAAGGGCCAUUGACGAUCACGGCAGGCCUCAAUCGACUGUAAAAUCAUAUUUAACAAACCUCCUCAAGUAAAUCCACACCCAAGUCACCGAUCAUGCACUGAAUUCUACUAAGAAAGGAUUGGAAGGGCAUUCUGCGUCGUGGUCGACAACAUCUUUUCAACUUGAUAUCGAAACAACUCCGUUGCUCUAGCUCACUCUCCAGAUGCAUUCGAGUAGGAAAUGUGUGAAGUUAGCGGCGUAUAGCCGUCGCGCCGAACAUCCACGGCGAAAGACCACCAUGGAUGUCAAGAGAACUUUAAAAGUAAAUUGUAUCGAUGGGGGGGAUCGAACCCCCGAUCUCAAGCGUGUGAAGCUUGCGUCCUAACCACUAGACGACACCGACAUCCUGACGAAACUUCCUUUAUACAAUAUAAGAUGUUAC
Messenger RNA from Aphanomyces invadans, 935 nucleotides. RefSeq lists its product as hypothetical. The coding region runs from base 26 to 526 and encodes 166 amino acids. The transcript has a single exon. Lineage: Eukaryota; Oomycota; Saprolegniomycetes; Saprolegniales; Verrucalvaceae. The record is from RefSeq and is a predicted model, not a curated record.